Molecule: messenger RNA, 965 nt
Organism: Pelodiscus sinensis (Chinese soft-shelled turtle)
Lineage: Eukaryota; Metazoa; Chordata; Testudines; Trionychidae
Source: RefSeq, a predicted model, not a curated record
AUGGAUCAUGGGGCAGUUGGAAUGGAUGUUGUACUGGGGACGUGGAAUGACCCAGGAUCAUUCUCCGCUGGUCCAUGGGUGAGGGCUUCUGAGGAGAAGCAGGAUUUGGAAAAACCUCUGCCAGAACCUAGAACAGUCCCUGUAAAGGUGGGGAGCACAGCAGAGGAAGAGGAGGAAGAAUCGGAGGAAAUGUCCCCUGUAAAUAAGACGUUGAGGGAAGCAGAGGAUGCCACUCAAAAGAUGGAGGAAGCUCUGAAACAUCCAUGGUCAGAAAUGGAAAAAGAAAGAAGGGGAAAUAUAGACCCUAAAUCCACGGAGAAUAAAUCAGCAGCAUUGUUCUGCACUGGGGUCCGGUGUGCCCGUCAAGCAGGUGCUCUCCUCCCCCUCCCGCCCCCCAGCAUCUCUGCACUGAUCGCAGCGCAGAACGUGACGAAUGUGAAGCCGCCGAUUUUCCUGGACUCGUCCCAGAGCUGGGAGACGUGGGGCGGCGAGAGGCCCAACUCCCUGGACCUCAUGGUCAACAUCAACAUGAUGCACGUCACUGAGAUGCGGUGCACCGAGGGCUUAUUCGAAGGAGCAGGGACGCUGCUGAAACCCCAGGCUGUUCUGAUCACCUAUGGGCCCUACGCCAUCAACGGCCGGAUCAGCCCGCAGAGCAACGUGGACUUUGACUGCUUCCUGAGGCAGAGGACCCCGGCCUGGGGCCUGCGGGACACGGUUGUGCUGCAGCAGCUGGCCCAGGCCAAUGGGCUGCGUCUGGAGAGGAUGGUGGGUACCGGCGGGCGCCCCGCGCUGGAGGCCCAUGAACUGAGAGGGCACAUGCCUGAGCAGGGCCCACCUACGGGGGGAUAGUGCUAGAAGGGUGGGAUGGUUCCCCUCCCCAGCAGAGCACCCCCUGCCAGAGCUGGGGAGACCUGUCCCUGCUUCCCAGCUUGGCCUGAGGUGGCAAUUCUAACACGGGAGCA